This is a messenger RNA of Wasmannia auropunctata (little fire ant), 3770 nucleotides long. RefSeq lists its product as uncharacterized. Lineage: Eukaryota; Metazoa; Arthropoda; Insecta; Hymenoptera; Formicidae. The record is from RefSeq and is a predicted model, not a curated record. Bases 201 to 2216 code for a protein of 671 amino acids. The transcript is spliced from 15 exons.
CAAUCGAGGAAACAAAAAUAUGCGGCAUGUCCUCGUAAAUGUCAAAAAGUUUUAAAUAGAAUUUUCUCACGUGUGUGCGUGUGUUAUCAUUCGUUUUGUAUUACAAUACGUCAUAGCCAUAGUAUAAUGUUACGCGUUGUUGUAAUAUUACUACGUUAAAUAAAUUGUAAAUUGCAAGAAGCAAAACGGUGAGGAUAGAAAUGUCAAAAAUGAUUAAGCGUUUGCGUCAAAAGAAGCUGUUCCAGCCCAAAACCAGCAGAUGCUUGUCGAUGGUCAGGCCGCUGAGGAUAUUUCAAUUCUUUGCGGUGCUGCUACUGUUCGCGUUCACGAUCUACAUGACCGCGAUGGAUCCUACACCGAUAAGCGCCCUCGCCUGCAUCCUCCUGAUUAGCCUGUCGGGCGUAUACGUUUUCGUCUUAGCCGUCGAGCUGAUCAGCCACUUUGCCGAUGGCGCCUUGCACGUUAUUCCGACGACCAUAUUUUCCUUGCUUGGUCUCUUGUUUUUCGGCGUUGCCGGAAUUUUAUUGAUUUGCAACGCCUACGCACAACUUGCGGUGCAAAUGGUAGCGAUGGCACUGUGUCUGCUGACAGCGUUAUUAUUUUUAAUCGAUAUCACGAUGGUACUCGUAUUUUGGAAGAGAAAAUGCUCGGCCUGUUGCAAACGAUAUUGCAAUAAUGUAGAACUUUUAUCGCAUAAAGGCGGAGAACCGAGUGUCAUAUCAAAAACCGAAACAAUGAGGCACGAUGUAACGACCAGUCUGAGUGACGUCAGGGUGCCCCACGAAUUGGAAGACGUCGCAAUGCCUGAUCACUGUUACCGCAAAGUCGAGUAUCCCCGACGGCGAGAGUACGUCGACUGUCCUACCUGCGUGCCAUCAUUGUGUAAUCUCGACAACGCUCAAAUUCAAACGGAACCGAAAAAGAUGUCUGUCGUGGAGAGUCAAACUCCGAGAGCGAUCACGAAGGAGACGCCAAUGCAGACGUCGAGCAAAUGCGAGUUCUGUGAACAACAAAUACAAUUCGCCAAAGAAGCUAGCAUGCCCGAUGCGCACAACUUUCCACAUUCAUCACAAUGGAGUUAUCCUGCUAUCGUGCAGUUCAUUCGCGGCGGGGUCAGCGCGCCGUGUUGCCCCGGAUGCAAAUGCGCAAUGAACACGACACAGACGCAACAGCAACGGCGACAGCAGCAACAGCAACCGCAGCAAUUGACGCAACAACGUGCGGGAUCCCCAGAAGUGUCGAAUUCUAACAAAACGACGAGUGAGACAACACAGCAGGUUACGAACAGUACAGAAAGCGGGAACGUUACGGGAUUGACGCCGCGAUCCGCAGCCAAGUAUACCGUUUCAUUUUAUAGCCCGGAUAGGAAAAUGCAGACCGUACCGGACGUCGUCCACAAGCAAAAAGUGAAUGCAAUGAAGAUGAAAGAAGACGCGAGACCGACGAGAGAGGACAUCGAUCGAGAGCUCGCGAAGGAAGUCAGAGCGAAAACUAAAGGGCCCAAGAUGAUUGAAAAGAAGAAAAGGAAAAACGAGAGAAGCAUAGAGGAAAGCGAAGAAGAGAAAACGAUUGAAGGGGACAAGAUCGAGAGAAGUAAGGGCGGAGGGGAACACCAUGGUAGAGUCUAUCAAGAAUUUAUGCGUCGCGCAACGGAACGAGGAAGCGUGACGAACCUGGAGGAAUCGCCGACGCACACGAACAGAACGUUAAUCACACCGCCGAGCAAUCGGACGAGACCUCGAGCGUUGUUGUGCUUGAAGUCAAACAAAGUGGAUCCAAUUAACGACACAAGUAUAUUCGACGAGGAUUGCAUCGCCGAAAGGAUGGCGCCGAGGGAGCUACUUGAUAAUCAAGCCGUUCAAGAAAGCGAGCAUGUUUCAAGGACUGGAUCGCCGAAUUUUCUAAUUAAACGGCUGGACAAUGCUUGUUUGUCCUAUAGGCGACAGAAGAGCUUAACGCCAACUUCGGACAAUUCCAGAUGUUACAGCGUCUUCAAGGACAGAAAAGGAAGAUACUUCUGCGAAUUUUGCGCCCCGGAGGAUACUAAAAAGACAACGAGCAGGCUCGAAGGCACGGAUUUACGGAAGCUACGGUGUAUCAAUUGUCUAUUGCGUCUUCGUGAUCGAGGUGUCAAAACUAACGUUAAGCUGAAAUCGGACACCUGUUCGAAAUACGGUCAAUCGCAAAGGCGCGUGACUUCACCCUCCUUCACGUAAACAGAUUGCAAUUCACAACUUACAGAUAUCUCGCGUCGAUAGAGCGCACAGUAUCGCGCGGGUCGCGGCCGGAAGCGUUAUUCGCGACGCGAUUGUUUCGCUUAGAGAUCUUUCAUUUCUUACAAUAAUUAAAUCAUUAGGAACAGCGAUUAAGGAACACAGUAUAAACUCGUCUUCACGCGGACAUGCUGGAGAAGAAAUACGCGGCGCUGAUCGCGUUGUUGAUUAUUAGCUGUAGUGAUAAUUGGCGGUAAAGAAGUACGAAUCGUGUUCUUUCUUUUUUGUUUGCCUUUGGAUUUCAGAUUUGUCGAAUCUCAGUACCACGAUUUAAUCGUGUUCCUCACUUCAUCGGAAGAACAUGAUUCGUACUUCUUUGCGUACAUUCCUGCGAAACAUGAUACUCAAUUGCCGCCCAGUUGGCGGGACGCGCGUCACUUUGUACUCUAACGCCAACGCAGUUGUCCUGUGUAGAAGAGUUUUCCGAGAUUUGCUACAAAUUAAGCAAGCCUUAUGCUCACCUUGCGUAAUUUCUAGCAAAUCUCCGAGCUCUCCUUUCACUCCAAACGCGCGGGACAAUAAAAAAAAAGAAGAGAAAAAAGAAAAUAUAACUCUAUUAUUGGCUAUUGAACCUUGAGUGAUUAAAAAAUAUAAUGAUAAAAAAUCUUAAGACACCCGUUAAAAACUGUGCGAUUAAAAAAUAUACACGGGUGAUUAAUUCGGCUUUUUAAAAUAGAUAUUAUAAAUAUGACAGCGCGCGAGACUUAAUCCAAUAUAAAUAUAUGCGGUCUUCACAAACAAACGUGUCCUUCCGGCGAAUAAGUCGCAAUUACAUAGAUUUAAAAAAAUAGAUAUAUGCCAACGAUUAUGCGCGGUUUCAGAAAAAUGGUAACAUGGCGUUUACCGAUAAAAUGUUACAAAAUGAAAAAAAAUUUCGCGAGUCGUAUUGGGUCGAUAUUCGCGAGUCGUAAUUGGCACGAUUAGAAGCAGGCAGGAGAUCAGCGAGCGUUCAGUGAUUCUUUAUUAUGAUCCUCUACACUUAGAUCUAGCAGAGAACUAAAAGCAAUCAUAUUAAAGAAUCAUUGAACAUUAAGUUGCACAGAGAUUUAACUCUUAACGACAGUUCGUCGAUUGUAUGGUAAAAAAAAGCAACGAUAGUGUCGUUGCUUAUAUAUUAAUAUGCGCAAUGACAUUAUAACGAUAACGAACUGUCGUUAAGAGUUACAAAGCUUUAGAUCUGCUGAACGCGCCAAUUGAGCUGUGAAUUGAAGAAACCGCGAUGAAAAGAGCUUAGCAACGCUUACACUAAAAACAAAACAAAACAAAACAAAAAAAAAAGAUCUUUGCGUCACUUACAUGCAAACCUUUCUCUUUGGCGUCAAUAAUUAAAAACAAAACACCAAAAACAAAAAAAUCUGUGUCAAUAAUUAAAAACAAAAAAAAAUAUGUCCUAAUGAUUGUCCCAUUAGAGUGCACACAAAAUAAACGUAAAACUUUGGUUCGCCGUAAUCUCUUAAAAUCUAAAUAAAACUCUGUCAAAACGGAAAAAGAGGAAAG